Molecule: messenger RNA, 500 nt
Organism: Cucurbita pepo subsp. pepo (vegetable marrow)
Lineage: Eukaryota; Viridiplantae; Streptophyta; Magnoliopsida; Cucurbitales; Cucurbitaceae
Biological process (GO): regulation of systemic acquired resistance
Source: RefSeq, a predicted model, not a curated record
GUACUUCUGGAGGGUAUUAUCGUCUUUCAACCACCUUAUAAAUAACUCGAGCCCAACUCGUACGAGAAAUCGAGGAGAUUUGGUAAUGGAAAAGCAGAGCUUGAAGCCGACGGGGAAGAGAGUCGCCGUCGCCGCCGUAGACGGAGAGGAGGAGGAGGAGGAGAUGAAGAUGGAGGCGUUCUUUGCUCUGGUGAGGAAUUUCAAGGAAAUGCGAGAUCAGCGGAGGAAGGAGUUGAUGAUCGGCUGCGACGGCGAGAAAGCGGCAGCGGCGGAGAUGAGGAAGAGGAAGAUGAAGACGGUGGAGAAUCGGUCGGCGUGGAUUCCGAGGUUUGAAAGAGAGGAUUUCGAUGAGGAGUUUCAGCUGAGAGGUCCGGCGAAGGAAGAGGCGGCGGCGGCGGCGAAGAAGAAGAAGAAAGUAAAGAACGAAGAGGAUAUUUUGGAUCUUAAUCUGUCUCUGUAGUUAUUUUUCGACAUUUUUUAAGGACUUUUGUGAAAAAAAA